CUAUAGAUUCAUUAACAUGUGACUGUCACAAUCACCGAUUUCCAUGUUUCUAUUAUCUUACAUAUGCUGUCCUAUGAACGGAGAGGGAAUUAAUUGAAUUCAGCUGACAGUAACGGUAACAAAACUUUUAUUGAGCAGUGCUAUACAUACUAUAUAUGUAGGCGUUUACUUUCCAGUAUCUGUAAGGAAAACAAGAAACCAGAAAAGCAGCAGAUAACGAUUUAAUUAACUGUCAAUUUGAAAAGAAAUAUCAGUUAUUGAUAUCAAAGUAUAAAAUUUAAAAUGGCCCUCAAGAAAGUUCAGCGCUUUACGUACAGUGUGGGACACGUUUUAAAUGAUUUAUGUGCGUCUAUGUGGUUUAGUUAUUUAUUGAUAUUUUUUCAUCAAGUUAAACUGUUUAAUAAUGGUUUGGCGGGUAAUUUAAUGUUAAUUGGACAGAUCAGUGAUGCGGUUUGCACACCAUUUAUUGGGUUUGAAUCUGACCGAACCUCAGGCAUAUUAGGUCUUGGGAAGAGAAAGACCUGGCAUUUAACGGGUACACUAAGUGUUCUAAUAAGUUUUCCAUUUUUGUUCAACAAAUGUAUCACUUGUGAGAAUUCUCCAGAUUGGGCUCAGUUUGCGUAUUAUGCACCAUUUGUGGUUAUCUUCCAAUUUGGAUGGGCAGCAACCCAGAUAUCCCAUCUUUCUUUAAUACCAGAAUUAACUUCAGAUGAAGGAGAGCGAGUUGGAUUAAACAGUCUUCGAUAUGCAUUUACGGUUCUCUCAAAUCUGGCUGUUUACUUGAUAUUUUGGCUUCUAUUUGAGUUACAUGACAGUGGAAGUUCAAAACUUUCAAUUGCAGAUGCUCCAAAAUUUCAGAAACUUGUGUUUAUUGUUAUUAGUAUUGGUGCUGUAUUCAGUUUUAUCUUCCAUGUUGGAGUUAAAGAGAAGAAACCAGUUUCACUUGAUGAACGACCGCCAACUACAUUAUCAGAUUCUGAAGCUGGAUCUUCAAUAGAGGAAUCUGUGAUAUCUAAAGUCAAUAGAAUGUAUGUUACAUGUUGGCUUAAAGAACCUCAAUUUUACCAGAUAGGUGGCAUUUAUAUGUGUACUAGACUGUUUGUUAAUGUAUCCCAAGUUUAUUUACCACAAUAUUGUGUUGAAUCAUUAAAACUUAAUAAGAAAAUUAUAGCCAUAAUACCAUUAGUUGUGUUUAGUAGUGGAUUUGUAACAUCUUUUGUGAUGAGACCUCUUAACAGAAAAAUUGGUAGAAAGGCAACAUAUUUUGUUGGCGUUAUAAUUGGUAUUAGUGCUUGUGUUUGGUUAUAUUUCAUCAAUAAGUCAACAGCAGAUCAGGUAUAUGGUGCUGCUGUGUUGUUAGGAGUGGGUGGUUCUACCAUGCUUGUUACAUCUCUUGCUAUGACAGCUGAUUUAAUAGCACAGAAUACGGAAUCAGGAGCAUUUGUAUAUGGUGCUAUGAGUUUUACAGAUAAACUGUCUAAUGGUAUAGCUAUAGAAAUUAUACAACAGUUUCAUCCAUGUGUGAAUUGUUGCCCAGCAUGUGUACCAUAUUAUAGAACUGUUAUAUCUACUAUACCUGGUAGUUGUGCUAUAGUUGGUUUGGUGUUUUUAUUAAUAUUAUUACCUCAAACUAUUGGUAAAAGAAGAAAAGAUGUGGUGAAAUUAAUGAAGGAUGUAGUAGCAACAUCAAAUGAAAUUACAAAUGAACGAAUAAAUACAUCAGGUUAUGAUAGUGAUGAUGAAAAUUCUCCGCUUCUCUCGAAAAAUAAAUCUAUCAACACACCACCUAUAGAUCAAGUAGAGAGAAAUGCUGGUUAAUGUUUUAAUUAUUGUUGUUAAUAUCUAGAGUGCUACUACAUUAUGAAACAUCUUGAACAUCUUGGUCACUGCAUUCAGUGGGAGAAACAGUAUUAAAUAUAGGUAAAUUGAACAGUUGCAAGGCUGGCAGAAAUUUCAGUGUUUAAUUUGUAUGAUGGUAUGUUGUUUCUCAACCUUGUUGAUUAAUAUCAGGGAAACUUUUGUGCAUGUUGACUAGGAAAACCUUUGUGCACGUGGCAAGCACACCUUGCCCCAACUUUUCAUCUGUGUCUGCUGUUUUUGCAGGGAAUAGAUAUCUACUGUGUUCCUGUAUUGCUUGUUCUAUUUGUGAUUUGUUGGACAGACUUGCUGGAUUGUCUAAUAAUUAAUGAUUACAUGUUUGAUACACUUGUCUACAAGUGUUGCUGGAUGUGAAAUUAUUAUAAUGGUGCUUAUGCAGCAUACUAACAAAUCUAAAAUCAAAUGGCUUAUUUAAAGGAGCUAAACCUCUUUUUAUUAGGGCAAAGUAAUGGGUAGAUAUGAUGGUUUAUUUUGUUUCGUGAUUCUGUAAAUAUAUUCAACUAAAUUUCGAUUUUGGGUUAAACUGUUGACAGUGGAACAGAAAAUCGUUUUUUCUCAAUCUUAACUAUAUCUGCAGACCUAAUAUUUCAAAUGUAGAUCUAUACCCACUUCAAAAUAAAUUUGAUAUUUUUACCCACAGAGGUCUAAUCAUUCUACCCAGGGCUCUAAUCUAGUUCAUAUUUGCCAGGCUUGACUGCCCAGUAGUGAAACUGACCAUUUAGAGAAUUUAUCUGUCAAUCAAUUUAUUUGCCAUAAAAUUAAAAUUUCAAAGAAUUUAAUCUUAAAACACAAUAAAUACAGUUAAAUUAUAUGUAAAAAGAUCUUUUUAAUAUUGCGAAAUAUAAUUUAUAUUUCGGUGAAAGAGAGGUAACACUGUUUAUCAUUCCUCAACUGCAUGUGUUUAAGUACAUGAGGAGAUUUCUUCCCUAUAAGUAUUACAGGUUUGUUUUCUUAGAUAACACCACCUUCUUUCCCCUGCUCCACCUGUUAGUUUUUACUAAGGAAAUUUUUAAGUCUUAUUUGUUUUUCUUUAUUAAAAUAUGUUCAGGCUCAGUUAUCAUUGCUCUUUUAAAUAAUUGUGGAUUUUAUAAGUAUUCUUUAUGAUCAACUUUUCAUGUUUAUUUUUAAUAAUUCUGAAUUUUAUAAGUAUUUGUUUAUGUCUAUUAGAUACCCCAUCUUCUGCACAAUGGGAUAUUUAAUGCAUGAUUAAAUUGUAUUGGUUCUAUAUAGAACCAUUUUGAUAUUAUUAAUAUAUUUUAUGUUUUAGUAUAUUUUUAUUACUUCAUGUCCCUGUUGGAAAAGUAUUGUUAUUUUUUUUUGCCAAGUAUUGUUAUUAUUCAAUGAUUGGUUUAUGUAAUUCAUGAGAAAAAUAAAUGACCAUUUCAAUUCAAACAAAUGCCUUUUCUUAUUUGCAAAACAUGGCCAUUCUAGAGCAGGGCCAGGGGGAUACAAAACAUUUAAUGAUAUAUUUAAAAAUUGAGAUAAUGCUAAAAAGUGAUAUAGUCUUUGGAAACAAAAAUCUUUUCUGAAGUAAACGAUAUAUGUCAAAAAUUGUUUGAAUGGGCAUUUUUUGAAGUGAAAGCCCUCAAAAGCCAUAUGUAGAAAUAUUUGUAGUGGCGGUAUGUUACUAUAUUGAAGACAGCAAACAUUUGUUAUAAAACAUUUUUAUUUGUAAAUACAUUAUUCAUAUUCACUGUAUAUUCAUUAUUUCAUAUUCAUUUAUAUAACCUUGUAUGAUAUUAUAAUUUCUUGUAGAUUAAGAUUUUUUAUAAAUAUUCAUAAAGCUGGUUGUUCAUGUUUUAAUUAGAUCUAUUUUGUACAUAGGCCUACAUUUAUAAUUUUAUUAAUAUGUUUAUAUAUACUCGAUAAAUUAUUUUUACUAAACAAUAUUAUUUUACUGUAGAGUAGUUUGUUAUACAUUUUCAGUUUUUCUUGUUAUCCAUAAUGGAAUGUACGUGUCAAAUUCUCAUGGUUAAUGUUAAAAAAUUAUGUUUCUUUGAGCAUAAUCAGGUCAUCUAUUUGCUCUACAAAAGUAUGUUAUUUCUUAUGAACUGGAAAAGUUAAAUGUUUAUCCAUGUUGAAUAAUAAACUGAUAUGGAGCCCCUUAAGUGCACGAUUCCACUCUUACAUAAUUAUUUCUUUAAAACGAAAUAUUAUUUGUUGAAAUAUUUUUUGUUGAAAACUAUGUAUUAAUUCGUUAAAUUUAAAUAUUAAUUCGGUAAAACGAAACAUUAAUUCGUUUAAAUGAAAUAUUAAUUCAUUAAAAAACAAAGUAAUUAAUUCGUUAAAAAGUAAUUAAUUCGUUAAAAAGUAAUUAAUUCGUUCAAAUGAAAUAAUUAUUUCAUUUAAAUGAAUUAAUUCUUUUGUUAUAACAAAUUAAUAUAAGGGUGGAAUCAUGCACUUAAGGGGCUCCAUAAGCUCAAAAUAAAAUUAAAUAAGUUAUUUAUUACACACUGUCAGCCACUAUUUGUAUAUCAUUAACUUCAGUGACAGACGCAUGAUACAUUUAUGCAUUUGGGAGGAUAGGGGGUGUCUCUCCCCCACUUCUGCGAAAAUUUAGAAAAAUAGUGUUGUCAGUGGUGUUUCGUGGCGUUUUUCUGGACCUGAAUAUGACCUCGAAUUUGUAUACUGUUAAUUAGAGAGGGAGGGGGCUGAUUAACUUGUCUUACAAUUAGGGUGAUGUGUCAUUUAUAAUGAAUCGUGUGUUAAUAUUUGUAUUGUAUAAAAGUAGUUUUUUUUUUGUCAACUAUACUGAUUGACAACUAAUAUAUUUUUAGAUAGUUUUGA
Messenger RNA from Patella vulgata (common limpet), 4665 nucleotides. RefSeq names its product major facilitator superfamily domain-containing protein 12. Gene Ontology annotation, cellular component: membrane. Gene Ontology annotation, biological process: carbohydrate transport. Gene Ontology annotation, molecular function: symporter activity. The transcript has 10 exons. Lineage: Eukaryota; Metazoa; Mollusca; Gastropoda; Patellidae. Bases 283 to 1818 code for a protein of 511 amino acids. The record is from RefSeq and is a predicted model, not a curated record.